Molecule: messenger RNA, 835 nt
Organism: Raphanus sativus (radish)
Lineage: Eukaryota; Viridiplantae; Streptophyta; Magnoliopsida; Brassicales; Brassicaceae
Product: putative 57 kDa heat shock protein
Exons: 3
Coding region: 84-782 (232 amino acids)
Source: RefSeq, a predicted model, not a curated record
AAAAAGAACUCUAAGCUAAAAUCUCAGAGAGCCAGAUAGUAAACCCUAAUAUUAAGUAGCUUUGAAACUCCCUCUGUUGAAUCAUGUCCGGCGCCGUCCCUCUUAGUCCUCACCCCGAAGGAUAUUACGAAUCCACAAACCCGUUUCUGGUUCACGGGCCAAGCGGAUUUGAAGAGUUCAAGUUGCUCGAGAGUUCUGGAACGUACGUGAGGAUGGACUUUCCAGGCGUUCCGGAAGAGUGCGUGAGGCUUUCUCUAGACCCGGCGAAGAAAUCUCUGGCUGUCUACGCAGAUGCUCCCAAGGUCCACAGACACGACACCGCUCACCGGAAGUACCUCUCCGUCAUCGAAACCGUCUGCAGAUGCUGCGUGUUCUGCGGCUUCACUUACCACAUGUCAGACGGUGUUUUGAGGCUUCACCUCUCCAAGACUAACAUCGUCGAUCCACGUCGCUCUCCUUGCAUCGAGUUUAAAUAUUCUGCAUUCGGAGAAGAUAUCUCUGGCGAUGACAUGGACGAGUCGUAUGAGACGAAGCGUCUCGAAGACGGCAGCUUAUACGUGCGUUUUGACAUGCCAGGCGUUCCCAAGGACAACUUCGCCGUCUCCGUGACUAACGGCAAAGUAAACGUGACUGGUCAAGCACCUGUUCUUAGCCACGACUCAGGUUCUCGGUUAUACUCUGCUGACGUGGUUAUUCUCUCCGGUCCCGUCGACUUUCCUAGUCAUCGGGUCAAAACCAUCAUCAAGAACGGUGUCAUUCGCCUCCUCAUCCCUCCCGUUUGAUUUCAUUAAUUAUGAUGACGCGGCUAUAGAUAUGUUUCUUUCUCUUUGUUAAA